Molecule: messenger RNA, 3318 nt
Organism: Choloepus didactylus (southern two-toed sloth)
Lineage: Eukaryota; Metazoa; Chordata; Mammalia; Pilosa; Megalonychidae
Gene: CCNYL1
Product: cyclin Y like 1
Exons: 10
Coding region: 357-1451 (364 amino acids)
Biological process (GO): regulation of canonical Wnt signaling pathway; regulation of cyclin-dependent protein serine/threonine kinase activity
Cellular component (GO): plasma membrane
Molecular function (GO): cyclin-dependent protein serine/threonine kinase activator activity; protein kinase binding
Source: RefSeq, a predicted model, not a curated record
UCCGACCGCGCUCUCUGCCGGCAGUGGCUGCGCUUCUCAGCGCUUGUCGCGUCCCCACCCCUUUUAAGUAAGCCGUGCUGGUCGCCGCCCUCGCAGACGACUUGGCUCGUGGGAGGCGGCGGUAGCGCGGUAGCGGGGGUGCGGCCGGGGCCGGAGCCCUGCCCGGGGCCGGGCGGGCAAGCAGUGGGCGAGGCCGCGCCUGCAUGUGCGGCGCAGCGCCGGCAUAGCCGGGGGCUGACUGUGCCGGCCGCGCCAUUGUUGGGGGAGGGGGCGGCUGCUGAGCCCGGCGGAGUUGGGGGGCGAGCGGCCGCGGAGGCGGCGGCGGCGGAGAGGAGCGCGCGGAGCGGAGGAGCCCCAUGGGGAACACGCUGACCUGUUGCGUGUCCCCCAGUGCCAGCCCCAAGCUGGGCCGGCGCACGGGGCCGGCGCCGCCGGACUACGAGUCAGAGGUCUACGAGGCGGCGGCUGGGGACGCGGUGGCGGCGGCGGCGGCGGCGGCUGCCGCCGUAGAGCCGGCUGAGUUGGAUUUCGGAGCCGGCGAGGGCCACCACCUGCAGCACAUCAGCGACCGGGAGAUGCCCGAAGAUUUAGCUUUGGAAUCAAACCCUUCUGACCAUCCAAGGGCAAGCACAAUUUUCCUGAGCAAAUCUCAGACGGAUGUGCGAGAAAAGAGGAAGAGCAACCAUUUAAACCAUGUAUCUCCAGGGCAGCUUACUAAAAAGUAUAGCUCAUGCUCAACAAUAUUUCUAGAUGACAGCACAGUCAGCCAGCCUAAUCUUAGAACCACAAUAAAAUGUGUGACGUUAGCAAUAUACUACCAUAUAAAGAACAGAGAUGCAAAUAGAUCCCUGGAUAUUUUUGAUGAGAGAUCACAUCCACUUACACGAGAAAAGGUUCCAGAGGAAUACUUUAAGCAUGAUCCUGAACACAAAUUUAUUUACAGAUUUGUUCGGACUCUUUUCAGUGCCGCGCAGCUAACAGCUGAAUGUGCAAUAGUAACUUUGGUUUACUUAGAAAGGCUUUUAACUUAUGCUGAGAUCGACAUUUGUCCCACUAACUGGAAAAGAAUUGUUUUGGGAGCCAUUCUUCUUGCCUCCAAGGUUUGGGACGAUCAGGCUGUAUGGAAUGUGGACUACUGCCAGAUCCUCAAGGACAUUACAGUUGAGGACAUGAAUGAGAUGGAAAGGCAUUUUUUGGAGCUACUUCAGUUUAAUAUUAAUGUUCCUGCCAGCGUUUAUGCCAAAUAUUACUUUGACCUUCGCUCUUUAGCUGAUGACAACAACUUGAAUUUUCUGUUUGCUCCUCUUAGCAAAGAAAGAGCACAGAACCUAGAGGCCAUUUCCAGAUUGUGUGAAGACAAAUACAAAGACUUAUGUAGAGCUGCUAUGAGAAGGUCUUUCAGCGCUGAUAACUUCAUUGGUAUUCAGCGUUCUAAUGCCAUCCUCUCUUAAGAGAAAAACGAGGGGUUGUAACAUCAUAAACCCCUCAUCUACAAAGACUGGAGAAACAUCACCACUCAGAAACCAGCAAAGUUAGUAACUUUUUCAUCUAAAGGAAAGGCAUCAAAUUCAAGAGACUUGUGGACAGCAAAGAUUACGCUCCAUAGGAAAGAAUGGGACCUUGUCAAUGCAAUGCACUCUUCUGUCCUUUUUAAUGUAAACAGUUAAGAAAACCACUCCAAAGUGAAAGCUCCAAACCCACACGCAGAUGUUUGCUUACUGUGUAGGCAAUAGUUGUGAAUUAUGUGGUUUUUAAAUUAAUAGUUUAAAUUUUUAGACUUUGAAGACACUAACCUUAUAACUUUCAUGAUUUUCCUAUUUUUCUGGCCCCUCCCCCCAAGAUAUUGCUGCAUAUGCCUUUAGAAUUAAUGCAGUAUUACUAUGAAAACAUGAGACUCUUUAACAACUCAUAAAGCCACUUAGAUAGCAGAGACUGUAGCCUUGUUAGGUGUUGAAGGGUUCAUCCUCCCUACCAUAUCAUUGAAGCUGCUAGUCAUCAUUGGCAAUCAAUUUAAAUGAAAAAGCUGCUGGAUAAACACUGUCAUUCAGAUUUUUUCAAGCACUACUUUAUAUUAGCGUUUCAGCAUGUUUGGGUUAUCAACAGAGAAAGUAUAUCCGCUAUUGAUUAUCUACUUCUGUUAGGUCCACACGGCAAUUCUUGUGACCUUUAAUGGUGCUUCUCAUUUUCUGAUAAGUUUCCUCUUGUUAAAAAUGUAUUUAGAUAAUUCCAACCAACAUGGUGAUCUAAGGAUAACGAGCACUAGUGGAAUACAGGGUAUCUGAAAGUCUUGGUGCAGUUUUAAGCAUUAAUAUAAAGUGCACUUGGGUGCCCCAGGGCACUGCAAUAGAAGUAUAAAUGCUGCCAAACCUUUAAAAAAAAUUUGAAAGUUUACGUUUCUUUUACACUUACUUAAUUUUCUGAAUUCUAAAUAUAUUUUUAAUUUUAAUUUUUUGUUCCAGGCUUUCUUGAAGAUGGCAAACAUUGAAACAAAAAAUUAAAAUGAAAAGCUACUAUUCAAAAUUUACAAAACUAAGUUUAAAAGAAAUUUAAACUUUCAAAUGAUGUUUUUAAGUUUGUAGCACUUAUCAUUCUACUGGUAUCAAAGCUUAAAAUUGCACUUAGUCUUUUGGCACACACUGUAUCUCCAAGAAGUACCCUCUUUUUAAAACAGUCCUUUGCAGAGCUGUGCACUGUUCAUCUGUUUUGAUCACUUAAGUUUCUUUUCUCUGGAUUUGGUAAAAGAAGAUUAUGAAGAGCACUGUGAUUCAUGGGUAAUAAAUUAAAAAAAAUUGGACUCUAAUAGUGGUGGAUGAUAUGAAACAACUUUUUAGUCUACACGUGAAGCUGUCUAUAGUCAUCCCACUUCAAGUCCUGGUUUUUAAAGAGGUAACUUAAACCUUGGGAAUUGUAACUUCAGCUUUAAGGAGUACGGAGUAAGUUUAGGAGACGGAUAAAAAUAUCACCUACAUUUGAAAUAUUUUUUUAAAAAAAGGUUGUCAACUCUGAAAUUUCUUUUCUCCUACCUUCUCAAAUGUACAUCCUAGGAAUUUUGCCUAAAAACAAAGCAUUUCUGGAUUAGGAAUCCUUCAGUAUGGCAACAGUUCAUAUCAUAUUGAGUGCUACAGGUUCCAUCAUUUUUAAAGGACAGAGACAAAUGAUAAAUAAUGGUAUAUAAAAUAUUACAAUCUACCACCUCAAAAACUGUUUAUGGAGUUUGGAGCCUGGAGAUUAAGUAUUGAUUUGCAGUUUUAUUUUGAAAAGAAUGCUACAACCUAUGGUGGUUUUUUUCCUCAUGUUUAUAUUAAAAGAAAAGCUAAU